AUGACAAUUAGAAAAAGUAAUCCAUAUUUAUCAUUAGUAAAUAGUUACUUAAUAGAUAGUCCACAACCUAGUUCAAUAAAUUAUUGAUGAAACGUAGGAAGUUUAUUAGGAUUAUGUUUAGUAAUACAAAUAGCUAGUGGUAUAUUCUUAGCAAUGCAUUAUAGUUCAAGUAUAGAAUUAGCAUUCAAUUCAGUAGAGCACAUAAUGAGAGAUGUAAAUGCAGGAUGAUUAAUAAGAUACAUUCAUGCAAAUGGAGCAUCAUUCUUCUUUAUAUGUUUAUACUUACACAUAGGUAAAGCUUUAUAUUAUGGAAGUUACAAAUCACCUAGAGUAUUAGUAUGAUCAAUAGGAGUAAUAAUAUUUAUAUUAACAAUAGCAACAGCCUUCAUGGGUUACUGUUUAGUUUAUGGACAAAUGAGUCACUGAGGUGCAACUGUUAUUACAAACUUAUUAUCAGCUAUACCAUUUAUAGGGGGAGAUUUAGUACCGUUAUCUAUUAUCUUAUCAUUAUAUUUAUUAUAUAUUUCUUUAAAACUUUUUAUAAAAAUAAUUUUUAAUCAAUCUUAUAUAUGCCCAGCUAAAGGCUGGGUGAAAAAAGUAUUGGAUAAUACUUUUUGUAUCAAAAAAUAUAUACAUAUAUAUUUAUCUUCCCGGCUAUCGCCGAGNUUAUAUAUUAAUACUAUAUCUAAUAUACAGCAUAUAAAAAUUAUAUCUACUAAGUCCCACACUAAAGAUAGAGAUACCUCAUUUUUAGAGAAGGAUAUUAAAAAUAUAGAUAGAAAUUUAUUAGCUUUAAUAGUAGGUUUUAUAGAUGGAGAUGGAUAUAUUAGAAUAAAUAAAAAAUCAAAAGAUAAUAUAAAUUAUAUUUAUAUAUCUUUAAUUAUAAAUUUAAAUAAAAAUGAUUUAAAAUUAUUACAAUAUUUUCAUCAACAAUUAAAUAUAGGAAAAGUAUAUAAUAUAACACCUAAAAAAGGAAAUAAAUUAGCAAGAUGAGAAAUAAAUAAAUUAGAUUUAUUUAAUAAAAUAGAACCUUUAUUAGAAUAUCAUAAUAUAAAAUUUUUAACUGAAACAAGACAAAAACAAUAUUUAUUAUUAAAAUAUAUUAAACAUAAUAAAUUAGUUUAUUAUGAAGAUAUUAUUAAUAAUAAUAAUUAUAUUAAUGAAUUUAUUGAAAAUAAUCUAUUAAUAGAUAAUUUUAUUAAAUUAGAUUAUUUUAAUAAUUGAUUAGUUGGAUUUACUAUGGCAGAAGGUUCCUUUUUAAUUAAAAAGAAUAAAGAUAUUUGUUUUCAAUUAAAACAAAAAUAUAAUUUAGAAUUAUUUAAUAAUAUAACUUUAUUUUUUAAUACAACUAGAAAGUUAAAUAUUAAUAAAAAUAAAUAUAUACAAUUUAAUGUUAGUUCUAAAAAUGAUAUUCAAAAUAUAAUUAAUUUUUUUUCAUUCUCUAAUAACCAACCUUUAUUAGGUAAUAAAUUAAUUUCAUAUAAUAAAUGAUUAUUUACUAUUAAAAAUAGUAUAAGAUAUAAGGAAUUAAAAACUCCUUAUAUAUCUUGACACCAAAAAGAGCAAUAA
Messenger RNA from Debaryomyces hansenii CBS767, 1569 nucleotides. The record is from the annotation of a RefSeq genome assembly. NCBI's taxonomy places the organism in Eukaryota, Fungi, Ascomycota, Pichiomycetes, Serinales, Debaryomycetaceae.